This is a messenger RNA of Seminavis robusta, 2049 nucleotides long. The record is from the annotation of a GenBank genome assembly. Lineage: Eukaryota; Bacillariophyta; Bacillariophyceae; Naviculales; Naviculaceae.
AUGGACGACGCAACUGUAGCAACGACGAAGAGCGCUGCCUCUGCGAAAGGACUGCCGAAAUGUGUCUGCAGCUGGAAGAACUGUCGGACCUAUCAAAAAGCCUAUCGCAGCGUGGGUCAUCCUGUAUUGGAUGGGAUUGUCAAAGUAAAGUUCACCAAGGGUGACACAGCAUCCAUCCCUCUCAAGGCGAGUGUAGAUCGAACUCUCAAAGUGAGCAAGGACAAAAGACAGGAUUGGAAGCCUGCCAAAGGAGAGGAAAUAAUAAGGUACAACAUUGCCAGACAUCACUUCACCGAGGCACACAUUCUCAAGUACAUGAAGAAUCCUAAAAACUACAAAUGGACUUCGCUCUUCAGUGCAGCAGAGGCUAAGAAGUACCUCUUCAAGUUAGAUCCAAAAGAGACAAUGAGCUUGGGUGAUGCCGAAGUCUACUAUGUCCAAUGUCCCAAUGUAUCCAAAGAGUUCGUCAAGGAACAAUUUUUGAAAAUGAAAGCUGCCAUGGAGGAGAACCAGCAAAGAGAAGAAGAAAAGAAACGAGCAGCCCAGCAGCAAGGGGGUCUAGACUCCUAUCUGAACCAUGGCAGCAAGGACGGCACGCAACAUAGUGCACGGAGUUCUCUUCCAUCCAUUACUGAUGAUCCCACAAUUGCAUCGUCCAAGAGUGCACAACUACUCAAACUACAAGAAGAAGAGAAUGAAAGGUUACGGAAAGAACUCGAGUCAUGUCAAUCCCAACUGAGCUAUCUGAACGAGAUUGUAAGACAGCUCCAGGAAGAAGCCAAUGCCGAUAACAUGAGUGUAUAUUCUCGAAAGUCGUCAAAAGGCAGAGGAUCACGAAAGCAAGGAGGAUUUCCUGCUGCGAUUCUGCUAGACGACGACGAGUCCGAAUGGGACGGAGGAAACGACGACGACCAAGACUGGAGCGAAGGCAUCGACGAAGACGAUACCAUCAAUGACGACGAAUCCAGUGCGUUCCUCGGUCCCGCCAUGAUGAAGAAAAACCUUGCAAUGUCUGGCGGCGGCGGUGGUGGCGGAGGAGGAGGCGGUGGAACAGCCAGAAGAAACUCCCUCAGUUCUCGACAGUCUCGUGCCUCUCUUGUGUCGGCUUCUCAGACCGUCAAGAGUCUUCCCAGAGAGAUCGAGUUGGCCGAAGUGGAGGCCAACGGAAGCGGGAGCGAAGACUCUGGACUCAAGGACGACUUUGAUGAAAUGUCCUAUGUCAGCCGUGGGUCUCGAGUCUCAAGAAACACUCGAGAUCGUAUGGGAGGGGAUUCGCGCGAUGGGGAUGCACGCAGUGUCAAUUCAAGACAGUCCCGUCGCGGUGACAAGAACCGACGGCGGAGAACACAGAAAGGAUCCAACAAUUACAACAACAACAAGUCACAGUCGUCAUCAUCCGGGAUGGAUGCAGGAAGCGACGAUAAAAAGUCUGUUAGUUGGGAUGGUAAUGAUGUGGAAGUUUACGAAGUCAAGCAACAAGUCAUCGUUGACCCCUACGGCGAAAAAGGCACCUAUGCAGGAACCUUAUCGAAAGGAACCGGCAUGCCACACGGAAAAGGCAGACUGGAAUAUGCCGCCGGACGGUGGUAUGAAGGAGAGUGGAAGCACGGAAGAUGGACUGGCCAAGGUCGUCUUAGCAACGGUGACGGUGACCUUUACGAAGGUGAAUUAAGAAAUGACCACAAACAUGGAAAAGGUACCAUGAGAUUUGCCGAUGGUCGUGUCUUUGUCGGUGAAUACGUCAAUGGCCAGAUGACCGAGGGCAAAAUGAUCUACCAGGAUGGCUCAACAUAUGAAGGAGGGUGGGCCGAUGGAAUGCGCCACGGCCGUGGAAAGUGCGUUUUCACCGAUGAAUCCAUAUACGAAGGAGAGUUCCGGGAAGGUGAAUUCCAUGGCCAUGGGAAGAUGACAUGGAGCGAUGGUGGAUGGUACGAAGGAGAAUGGUGGAACGGAGAGAUGCACGGUCAAGGCAAAGAAAUCAGACCGAAUGGAACUAUGCGGCAUGAAGGUGCAUGGUCCAAAGGACAACCCAUGCGAAAACGAAAGUAG